AUGAUGGGCGCCAGGGCCAACGCCAGCGCCAACGCGGCCGACUGCGGGGAGUACGCGGAGCUCGACCCCACCGGCCGGUACGGAAGGUACAACGACGUCCUCGGCAAGGGCGCGUCCAAGACCGUGUACCGGGCGUUCGACGAGUACCAGGGGAUGGAGGUGGCGUGGAAUCAGGUGAAGCUGUACGACUUCCUGCAGUGCCCCGAUGACCUGGAGCGCCUCUACUGCGAGAUCCACCUCCUCAAGACGCUCAAGCACAAGAACAUCAUGAAGUUCUACACCUCCUGGGUCGACGUCUCUGCCCGCCACAUCAACUUCAUCACCGAGAUGUUCACCUCCGGCACCCUCCGCCAGUACAGGCAGAAGCACAGGAAGGUGAACAUAUGGGCGGUCAAGGACUGGUGCCGGCAGAUCCUCAGCGGCCUGCUGUACCUACACAGCCACAAUCCACCCAUCAUCCACCGGGACCUCAAGUGCGACAACAUCUUCGUCAAUGGUAACCAGGGCGAGGUCAAGAUCGGCGACCUCGGCCUUGCCGCCAUCCUCCGCAAGUCCCACGCUGUUCACUGCGUAGGUACGCCUGAGUUCAUGGCGCCGGAGGUGUACGCCGAAGAAUACAACGAGCUGGUGGACAUAUACUCCUUCGGGAUGUGCGUGCUUGAGAUGGUCACCUUUGAGUACCCGUAUAGCGAAUGCUCGCACCCGGUGCAGAUCUACAAGAGAGUGAUCUCUGGUACUAAGCCUGAAGCUUUGUACAAGGUGAAAGAUCCAAUGGUGAGGCAAUUUGUUGAGAAAUGUCUGACCACUGCUUCCGAGAGGCUCACGGCAAGAGAGCUGCUCAAUGACCCUUUCCUGCGCAUUGAUGGCAUGGCUCUAUGUUCUGGGGAUGGGGAUUACACCCUGUUGAACAAUUACCUUCGGCAGCCCUACCUAAGGCAUGCUUACAGUAAUGGGUCCGUGAUGAGCAAUGGGUUCUCAGAAAGCAUUGACGAAGGUGCACCGACGGAGUUUGAAGAUGACGACACUAAAGCUGAUGGCAUUGAUCUGUUCAACGGCCACGAAGAUGAGCCUCUUGGCACUGUGGACAUCGCAAUCAAAGGGAGAAAAAGUGAGGAUGGAGGAAUCUUCCUCAGACUACGAAUUACAGAUGAUGAUGGCCGGGUACGCAACAUCUAUUUUCCGUUCGAUGUUGAGGCUGAUACUGCAUUAAGUGUGGCAACUGAGAUGAUAGGCGAGCUGGACAUAACUGACCAUGAGGUUACUCGUAUCGCUGAGAUGAUCGAUGGCGAGCUUAGUGCAUUGGUGCCAGAUUGGAUGGCCGGUCCAGGCAUAGAGGAAGCUCCUGACGCUGCAUACUGCCAUAACUGUGGAUCCAAUGUGUCAUCAUGUGGUUCGCUUUUUGACUACAUGUCGUCGAAUUCUCGUGGUUGCCGAUGUGCAGAACUGCAUGGGAGGUUUGAAGAGAUCACAUUCCAAGCUGCCGAUGAAGAGCAAUCUGGUUUGCAUGACUCAGGGGGCAGCUCUGAUGAUGGAAGCGCUCAAAAAGAGCAACAUGUCAAAGACAAGGAACCCAUACGCCUGAAUGGGUUCCCAAAGAUGGGUAGAAGAGGUCUUUCUGAUCGGCUUUGCUUCAGUUCUUUCCAGGAGCGGUCGUGCCCAACCGAGAAUUAUGAGAGCGACGCCGAUCAUCAGUCGAAGGGGUUCGACAUAAAGCAUGAAGUGAAGAUGGCCAAGUACAAAGCGCGGAAAAUGGCACACCUGAAGAGAGCUAUUCAUCCAUCUCUGGACUUCGACAACACCACCAAUGGAGCAAGCAGGACGAAGCCUACACUGAGCAAGCUGGAGUCUUUCCAUGUUGGCAAGCACCACAAUUUCCGUGUACCGACCUGCCAGCGAAGCCCCGGCACAGCAAGUAGCCCUGGCACAGCAAGCACCGAUCAGCAUUCAGGCAUGAGUAACCAAGUGUGUCCGAGCCCAGGAGCCCAAAGGGCCCUGCGCACCGAGAGCAGCCCGGACUGUAUGUUCACAGCCAGAAACUAUUAUACUGGAGCUCAGUUGCCACCAAACCUCCCAAGAACAAAAUCUGUACCCCUAAGCGCCAUGGACGCCUGA
Triticum turgidum subsp. durum (durum wheat) is the source of this 2112-nucleotide messenger RNA. The record is from the annotation of a GenBank genome assembly. NCBI's taxonomy places the organism in Eukaryota, Viridiplantae, Streptophyta, Magnoliopsida, Poales, Poaceae.